CUGUUUAGCAAUAGGUGAUGGUUGCAUUCGGCACCAGACGGGCAAAGCGAAGCAGCGUGGUUGGUUCGAGUGGGCGGAGAGGCAGCGAGCACGUGAGAGACGGCGGAGCAGGGGGGGAACGAAUCUGAAUACUGGAGCAACCCGGGAGCAGAAACGAAGAAAAGCAUAACGCGAAGCACAAGACGGCUUAACCGAGGUUGACGGCGGAGUCGAGAAGUUUUGUUUUCCUAAUUCCGGAAGCCUUAAAGAAACGAAUGGAAUCCAAGGGGAAGGGGAAGGGGAAAAUGGGAGGAGUUUCAAGAGAGGCGGAGAUGUCAAUGGCAGCUCUGUCCAUGUUCCCCGGCUUCAGAUUUUCCCCCAAAGACGAAGAACUGAUUUUAUUUUACCUCAAGAAGAAGCUCCAAGGCUCCGACGACAGCGUCGAUGUCAUUUCCGAGAUCGAGAUUUGCAAAUUCGAGCCAUGGGACCUUCCCGGGAAAUCGAGAAUCCCUUCCGACAACGAGUGGUUCUUCUUCUCUCCGAGAGGAAGAAAAUACCCAAACGGAACACAGAACAAGAGGGCGACUGAAUUGGGGUACUGGAAGGCCACCGGAAAAGAGCGAAACGUGAAGUCCGGCUCGGAGAUUAUCGGAACAAAGAGGACUCUGGUUUUCCAUUUAGGACGUGCUCCAACAGGGGAGAGAACAGAGUGGAUUAUGCACGAGUAUUGCUUGAACGACACCUCCCAGGAUUCUAAUUCCAUGGUGGUUUGUCGUCUCCGGAAGAACAACGAUUUUCGCCGGAACAACUCCGACAAGGCGGGUUCGAGUAAAGUGCAGGGUUCCGGCGAGGAUGGGGACGGCGGAGUUGGACAGAAGGUGGGGGGUGAAAGCGAUAGGCUUUCGAAGAACUGCAGCAGUAGUUUCGAUUCUCACUCGCUGGAGCAAAUUGAUUCGGGCAUUGAAUUCCACCGCAAAGAAACGUCCGACCCGGCGCUGCACGAAUCCCUCAGUCGUGAAAAGGGUAACGAUGAAGAUGAAGAAUUGUAUGCAGAUUUGUUGAAAGACGACAUAAUUACAUUAGACGAUAAUUUGCUAUCUGCAACUCAAAAUCCAACUCCGAUGAUCAUGAACUUCUCAGAAUCGGAGAAAUACACCCACUUGCCCAUACCGACCGCAUUGUCAGAGGCGGAGGCCUCGCCGUGUCAAGGCAGCAUCACGAGGAGAAUAAAGUUAAAGAAGCUAGAGCGUAACAACGUCUACAUUAACAUUGGCCUUCUAACAUUUCUUCUCAUCAUUUUUAUAGCUUCUCUUCAUGUACUUUGUAACUUAUAAUUAUCAUGUUCAUUAUUACAUUUACAUUUAUGGUUAUGUUAAUGUCACUCUCUUUUAUUUA
Messenger RNA from Cucurbita maxima (winter squash), 1374 nucleotides. Its product is annotated as NAC domain-containing protein 40-like. NCBI's taxonomy places the organism in Eukaryota, Viridiplantae, Streptophyta, Magnoliopsida, Cucurbitales, Cucurbitaceae. Bases 255 to 1313 code for a protein of 352 amino acids. Gene Ontology annotation, molecular function: DNA binding. The transcript has 5 exons. Gene Ontology annotation, biological process: regulation of DNA-templated transcription. The record is from RefSeq and is a predicted model, not a curated record.